Lutzomyia longipalpis is the source of this 1171-nucleotide messenger RNA. It is a transcript of the gene fs(2)ltoPP43, whose product is annotated as probable RNA polymerase II nuclear localization protein SLC7A6OS. The record is from RefSeq and is a predicted model, not a curated record. Gene Ontology annotation, biological process: developmental process. Lineage: Eukaryota; Metazoa; Arthropoda; Insecta; Diptera; Psychodidae. The transcript is spliced from 3 exons. Bases 91 to 1044 code for a protein of 317 amino acids.
CUGAUACAAGCGACGAUCUCGCCUGUUUUUGUGCAAAAAUUCUCACGAGGAAAGUUAUUUUUAUCAAAAAAGAGGAAAAAUCACAAAAUAAUGGCAGCUGUAAUACGCGUUAAGCGGAGAGUUGACGAAGAACCCCUCAAUGCAUUUGUUCUCAAUUGCAAAAGGCGAAAGGUUAGUCAGGAAAAUGCCUCAGAAGCUGGGGCGUCGUCCUCAAACAACGAACACACGAAGGAGGAAACCUGCACAAUACUCAAAUUCGCAGGAACUGUGGAAACUCAGGAUGAGGGACUGGCGAGUCGCAUUACGAAGAUGUCAAUGGAGGAGGCAAAGGAGCGCAUUGGGAAGACACGUCUGCCACAGCCAGUUGCCAGAGCGAGAGACACACAGCGGCAGAAGGCACAUGAGGAGAGAUUUAAGAUUGUCAAUUGCUCCCGGGCGGUGGAUGCAUCGUGUAGUGGCGAUGAGAAAGCUGUAACAAUCUUGGAUAUUGAGAAGCAAGCUGCAGCACUGCCAAACAGCGAAGCAGUUGCUGCUGCUCAGACGAAUCCAACAUCAAUAGAUCCCAAAGGUGCAGAGGAAAUGGUUAUCUCGUCCUACGUGUAUGACCUGUAUGUGUCGGAAUUGGGAGAUCUUGGUCAUGACAUUGAUGAUGGCAUGUUGGAGCAUCAGCUGAGUGUCCGUCCUUUUGAUGACCUCAUCUACGGCAGUCAUCGGGAUAAUGGUUUAGCGGGGCAGGAUAGUGAUGAAGAUGAUGAGUCAGAUGAUUCAAAUGAUGAGAAUAACUGGAGGAAUGACUAUCCGGACUCAGAUCCAGAUUCCAGCAUAGAUGAACGCGAUAUGCGACGAGCUGUGGAGAAAUUCAACUUGGACACGGAUGACCUUUCAACGGAUGACGAUGACUACGAGUACAAUGACUCAGGGCACACAGAGAGGGAUGAAUACUGGCAGGAUUGCGAUGAUUCGGACGACAGCAUAAAGGGUCGAGACUACGAGCGAUAUCACAGAAUGCUCAGACUAAUGGAACAAAGUGGGCGUGAUGAAUAACCCCACAUCCCCAGAAAAAGCCAUAAAAUCCUUCUACUGUUCUUUAUUUUUUUCUAAAUGAAAAUAUUACAACCAAAAUAUAUUUUUUAUCCUUUUGAAAAUUUAUAUAAAAUGGUCUCAAAAGCCA